UAGCCAACAGUUAAAAACAGCUGUUUUUUUAAGUUAACUAAUGACUGGGAAAAUGGCCCUAUACUAGAGAAUUACCAUAUUUAUAUGUAAUCAUACUUUUAUUGCGCUAAAAACCGACAUCAAUAGUUUUCAAACACUAUCGAUAAUGACGAUAGGAUUCAACUAUCGAUAGUAUCCCAGUUCUAGUAGAUCAAAAUCAAAACAAAGUUGGAUAUAAUUCACGCUGUAUGUGCUUGAAUAUUAGAAUUUCCAGAAAUAGAAUUAAAAAUGUCUUCUGAACCCGACAUUGCCAAAGAAGCUGUCCUAAAGCGAAGUGAAAAUAUUCCCGAUGGUACUUCUAUCGUCCAUGGAUACGAUUGGAACCAAGGAGUUGAUUACUCCAAGUUACUGCAAUCAUAUGUUCAUACAGGAUUUCAAGCCACUAACCUUGGGUUGGCAAUAGGAGAAAUAAAUAAAAUGCUUGAUUGCAGGGAAGAACAGCUUAAAUCAGACGAGGAAGAUUUACAUGAAUCAGAUGAAUUUAUAAAAAGGAAGCACAGUUGUACGAUUUUUCUUGGUUUCACUUCCAAUCUGGUCUCGUCGGGUCUGCGUGAAACGUUACGGUUUCUAAUUGAACAUCAAAUGGUGGAUUGUGUGGUGACGACUGCCGGAGGAGUUGAAGAGGAUUUUAUUAAAUGCCUUGCGCCCACAUAUAUGGGCUCAUUUGAAUUAUCUGGCCGUGAUUUACGCGAGCGUGGUAUAAAUAGGAUAGGCAACUUGCUGGUACCGAAUGACAACUACUGUAAAUUUGAAGAUUGGGUGAUGCCAUUACUAAACGAAAUGGUCGAAGAACAGAAAACUAAAGGAAUGGUUUGGUCACCAUCACGUAUAAUAUGCCGGCUAGGUGAACGGAUUAACGAUACCAGCUCAAUAUACUACUGGGCUGCCAAGCAUAAAAUUCCAGUAUUCUGUCCCGCCCUUACUGAUGGAAGUCUCGGUGAUAUGAUGUAUUUUCAUUCUUUUCGUCACCCUGGGUUAGUCGUAGAUAUUUUAUCCGAUUUGCGACGUUUAAAUACAAUGGCCGUAAAAGCAAAAAAGUCCGGAAUGGUUAUAAUUGGUGGCGGUGUGAUUAAGCAUCAUAUAUGCAAUGCAAAUUUGAUGAGAAAUGGUGCUGACUUCUCAGUUUUCGUUAACACUGCUUCUGAAUUUGAUGGCAGUGACAGUGGUGCCCGACCGGACGAAGCUAUAUCCUGGGGUAAGAUACGAAAGGACGCCACACCAGUGAAACUUUAUGCGGAAGCAAGUUUAGUAGUACCUUUGAUUGUUGGAGAGACGUUCGUCAAAAGAUAUUUUAGUAAAAUCAAGAAAAGUGAAAAUUAACAAUAAAACAAUUAAAUAUAUAAUUCGAAUUUGAUGUGUUUAGCUGAAAACGCAUUGAUCCGAGCGGCUUAUAGAGCUACCCAAAGGUUUGACAAACCAGUUACAUAUUCGUACUCGUAAUGGUAGCAUGAAGUAAAUGGACACUUUGGCGUUGAAGAAAUAUGUUUUAGUGUGUCUUCAUGUAAAUGUUUAUUGCUCAUGGUCUUAUUUAUAAUUUACAGUUCUCCUCUACAGUAUGGACGACAUUCAGGGAAAACAGUUAACGUUUCCCCGACUUUCCGCAUUCAAGACUGCGUAAUCCGAAUUACCCCGAUUUAUAUCUGGCCAAGGACUGUCAAUUUAUAAAGCCUCUUUGGGAAAUUGUAUGCUGUUACAACAGCAACAACCAAUACGUGUGAUGCUUUGGGUCACGACGGAGAAGCCCUGGAUCGUCCCCAUAAAAAGUCUCGUAUGAGACCCGUCUGAGAACAAAAUU
Rhagoletis zephyria (snowberry fruit fly) is the source of this 1834-nucleotide messenger RNA. It is a transcript of the gene Dhps, whose product is annotated as Deoxyhypusine synthase. The record is from RefSeq and is a predicted model, not a curated record. Gene Ontology annotation, molecular function: deoxyhypusine synthase activity. Gene Ontology annotation, biological process: peptidyl-hypusine biosynthetic process. NCBI's taxonomy places the organism in Eukaryota, Metazoa, Arthropoda, Insecta, Diptera, Tephritidae. Gene Ontology annotation, cellular component: cytoplasm.